AUGUGUGUCACGGACGGACAAACAUCUUAUAGAUACUGCACACUAGCAGCUAAUAACCGGGGCUCCGAGCUCGGAGACGUCAGCCUCUUGAGGAGGAUGCCCAACGUUGAGGUUCUGGCUCUAAGUAUCAACAAGAUCCGUUCCCUUGGUGAUUUCGCGGGAUGCCGUCGUCUUCGGGAGCUGUACGUGAGGAAGAAUGAGAUCCGGGACCUGGCGGAGAUCAGGCACUUGCGACACCUCCCGGACCUCACCAGCCUCUGGCUUGAUGAGAACCCAUGUACAUUACACCCUGAAUACCGUAUGACGGUGCUCAGGAACUUACCGAACCUUGAGAAGUUGGACAACGUGGUCGUACAGCCUGAUGAAGUCCAGGAGGCGAUGCGGCGCGGAGUCCACAUACCUGACUCUGACGACGAAGGAUACCCUCAGACUCAGGAGUCGUACGGCCAGUACAGGAGGCAGAGGUCCUGCGAGUCGAGCCCGGAGAGAGACACGGAGUACUACCGGCAGCAGACACAGACGACGCACAGACACACGCACCCGCAGGCACACGCGCAGGGGCAGAGACACGAACACUGGGCGCAGGGCAGCGACAGCUCGGCGGAGCCCGAGCCCGCAGCGGAGCCCGAGAGGUCGCCGCCCGCACAGUGCCCGGCGUCGCCCGCGCGGCCCUCGCCCGACGACGACAGACCUGAAACACAUUACGAUGUCCGCGGCCCUAGAUCUCCUGACACCGCUUCACUACGACAUUCGAUGUCCGCUCACAGUGUCAAGGACUACGCUUACUCGUCCAACGGGGAGUGGAGACAGCACGGGGGAGGGACGACCGUCACAUCCCCCCACGACCAGGAUAGAGACAGGAGCGAGUCGUAUUCAGUGAGGGAGUGGGAUCGGGACAGGGAGGCGUCCCGGGACGGACGGGACAGGGAACGGGACAGAGAGUACCCGUCCGCGGUCAUGGCUGAACACAGGGGCUUCACUAGGAGACCCGUCGCCAGGAACUCCAACCUGCUGUCAGCGGUGCUGUGCCUCGUCAAGGAGCUGGACUACCCCAGCCUGGAAGUGGCAGAGAUGGCUGUCAGCGGCAUGUCGUCCUCAUCUUCGUGUACUCGGGGCGCCGACAUCCUGGACCUGGACAGAUACAUGCGAGCCUCCAGGCCUGCCCACCACCACACACGGGAUCGGCUGAUCGUGGAUGCUGGCGGCGCUGACAGGAUCCCUCUGGCGUGUUCCAGUGUGGACAGUAUGAGGUCACCGCGGGGGAGGGAUCACAACAAGAGAUACUCGCACGACUCAGGACUGUCCGAUGAUAGCUACGUGAAGAAGAGACAUCGAUCACACAGACGGUCAACAGAGACCAAGCGUGUACCGUCCCGCGUGGAGUCCAAAUCAUCAGUUCGUGAGUUCCGCGCCGCUUGUGAACAAGUUCUGAGAGAGCAGCAGGAGCAAAUAGCGAGAGUGACAGAACUGUGUCAGAAGUUGGUACAGCCGCAAGUCGCCCAGAUGAAUAUAGCAGCCAGUUGUUCCAUGCCCAUGGAACAGACCAGCUCAGAUAAAGAUAGAGGGAUCGUUGAGAAUAAACAAAUCGACAGCAAGCAACAAGCGGCUCACAGUUUGGACCACAAUAGAAGCCGUGACCAGGCGAUCCAGCAGACACAGAGUAAUAUAAAAGAACAGCAGGCGGUGCAAAGUAAAGUGGCAAAACAGAAUUUCAGUCAGAACGUGAAACCAGUCGAGCCAACGGAUUCAAGUGAUAGCUCCUCCAGUAACAGUUCAAAAGAAUUGCGGCAGAAAGAAAAACUUAGGUCAGAUUCAUGUAAAACCUACAAGAUCAUAAUGAACAAGUUGGACCAGCUGAACCAUUUGUUCACUGCUCGUCGUGUCCCGCCCCCUGUCCUCUCUCCCCUGGCCUCCCCGCGGCGGACGGUUCCUCUCAACGCUCCAUCAUCAGACUGUGUGUCUGUUAGUAACAAACUCGUGGCCACGGAAGACUUGCGUCAGCAGAAACACCAUUACAGUCCAACGAUUCAGGUGUUCCCCGUUCAGACUCGUGUCACCCGAGGACCUGGGACUCACAGCUCACGUCUCAGCAGCUGCCGAGGUCGGAGGCUGGCUGUGGCUGAAGCUCAUAGCCUAGACAUACCUCCAGAAAAAGCCGGGGAUAGUCAGUGCGAGGGCGGCGAGGGAGAGGGCUGGAAUGAACUUCCACGAGAAUUUGAUCUGGACGAUCCUGUGACGCUUUACGCUCAAGCUAAACGUCUGCAAGCAUACCACGCAAGAACUCGCACGAAACAGUACAACCGCACCUCAGACAAAUCGGCCAACAAGUCGGGCAACAAGUUGAACAACGAUGUGGACGACCAGUUUGAUAGUAAAUCUUUAUGUGCGUUAUGCCGCUUCUACUGGCGUGCUUUGAGACGAUGUAUUACCCAACAGUUAUUUGGGACUUGUUCUUAA
This is a messenger RNA of Danaus chrysippus (African queen), 2457 nucleotides long. Lineage: Eukaryota; Metazoa; Arthropoda; Insecta; Lepidoptera; Nymphalidae. The record is from the annotation of a GenBank genome assembly.